GCGCGGGAAAGUUUACGAAUUUCACGACGCUCUGUAUUUUCUAUUUUUGUAUCAGUGCGUCUCAAGUCCCAAAAAUAGACGUUCAAGUUUUGAACAUAGUGUAAUGUUCAUUCUCUCGGCUUUUGAACGUGAUUUUUAGUUGUGAGUUUGUCAGGACACAUAUUACGAAUCUAUAUUAUGGCAGAUCAAGUGCAAACCCAAUGCCCGGAGUCUGGAGAAGCUGGAGGAGGAGAGGCAGUCCCAGCGCCACAGCCACAGGCUGUUGAACAAAAUAAACCUGCUGUCGAGACGAACGCUCAGCCAGAUAGUAAACAUGAAGAAGUAAAAGUACAACAGGAAGUAGCGAACACCAAGCCUGUCGAACCAACCGUUGAAACAACUGUAGUCAAAGAAGUUUCCAAUAAUGCUAAAGAAAAUCUCGACUGGCAGCAUAGAGAACAGGAACUCCUAAAAAAGAUUGAAGAAUUGGAAAAGAUUAAGAGUGAGAGGACCGAAGAUGGAGUAAAAUUAGAACUGAAGGUUCGUGAAGAAGAGAUCGAUCUUCUAAAAGCAAGAGUCCGGAAUUUGGAGACUGAACUGCAGGCGGCUCUGUCGAAACCCAGCGGCAAGAAUCACGAGAUGAUUGAAAACAUCAAACAGCAACAUGAAGAGUUGCUCAACAAGGCUCGAGGCAUGAUCUUCGACAAAACAAAGAUGGUUAAGAAUCAGGAACUGCAGAUUGAGGCCCUAACAACACAAGUACAGUCUCUGAAGGACAUCAACGUGAUUACUAAGGAUUUGUUGGAAAUCAGAAACUCUGAAGUGAAAGCUAUGGAGGACCGUCUUCAAGCGAUGGAAGCGAGGUUUAAGGCCGAAAAGGACAGAUACGGGCUGGUGUUACAGCGAGCACAGACCAGCACCACUCUCAAUGACGACUUGAAGAAGGAGUACGAAACCCAACUCGCCAUUUUCAAGGAACUUAGAGAGAAAUACGAACAGAGGGUGCAAGCGCUGGUAGCCGAGAAUGCCAGGUUGAAGGAGGUUGCUGCCUUGAAAGCCGGUACAUCUGGCUAGGCUUUAUUUUAUUUUGAGAAUUAUUUCUAAAAUGUAAAGACUGUUUCGAUUAGCAACACGUUGGUUUAUGUUUCUUUAGAAUUGCAUUUUUGUAAUUGUAUAACGACUUUUGAAAUAAUGAGAUUCUGUUUUCAAAAUUUACCAUUUUU
Spodoptera exigua (beet armyworm) is the source of this 1202-nucleotide messenger RNA. The record is from the annotation of a GenBank genome assembly. Lineage: Eukaryota; Metazoa; Arthropoda; Insecta; Lepidoptera; Noctuidae.